UUGUUCCAAUUUGUUGUUUGUUUUUCUUUUCUCUUAAUUCUCAUCCACAAAACCCUACUUUCUUUUCCAUCGAAUAAUAAUAUAUCAAACGGUUUAUGCCACUCUAUCUCUUCGUUUUUUCCCCUUCAUUUAAACUUAAAAUAUUCCUUUUUUGAUUCUGGGUUCUCAGUUUACGUGACUAUAACUCUCCGCUUUUCACAUUUUUUUUGCUCCCCCACUUUGACAAAUUCAAGAAUUUUCAGUUUUUCCGUGUGUUUUUGUGGGUUGGGAUUGAUUUUUCACCGCUUGAAGUCUACAAUUUGGAAUUGCGUAAGAAAAGUCAGAAAGUAAAACUUCUUUUCGCCUUGUUUCUGGGUAUAAAAGAACAGAAAAUUUUGGUUUACAUUUGGGAAAAAGUUUUGGUUUUUUUUAUUCAAAGUACUUUAGAAAUGGAUUCCGGUAGUGGUGGGGGAGUUGAAGGUGCUGCAAAAAAUGAAAAAUCCGAUAAUAGUGAAACUGAAAAUGGGUUGGUUUCAGAUGUGAAGAGUGGUAGCAAGAGGGACUUGUUUUUUAGAGCUGAUAAGAUUGAUUUCAAGAGCUGGGAUAUUCAGCUGGAGAAGCACUUGAGCAGAGUUUGGUGUAAGGAUAGAGAAGUUCAUCCAAGGAAACAGGAAGAGUGGGAAAUUGAUUUGGCUAAACUUGAUAUAAGACAUGAAGUGGCUCGUGGCACUUAUGGAACUGUUUAUCGCGGCAUUUAUGAUGGCCAAGAUGUUGCAGUGAAGAUAUUGGAUUGGGGAGAGGAUGGAAUGGCCACUUCAGCUGAAACUGCAGCUCUCCGGGCAUCAUUUCGGCAAGAGGUGGCCGUCUGGCAAAAGCUUGACCACCCGAAUGUUACAAAGUUUAUUGGAGCUUCAAUGGGAACAUCCAAUCUUAAGAUUCCUUCGGAAAGUACUACAAGUGACUACCAUAAUUCUAUUCCUUCCAGGGCUUGUUGUGUUGUUGUUGAGUUCGUUCCAGGUGGGACAUUGAAGAAAUUUUUAUUCAGGAAUAGAAAGAAAAAACUUGCCUUUAAGGUCGUGAUUGAACUUGCUUUGGACCUCUCUAGAGGAUUGAGUUAUCUUCACUCAAAGAACAUUGUACAUCGAGAUGUGAAGACAGAAUAUAUGUUGCUCGAUGCUAAUAGAAAUUUGAAAAUCCCUGAUUUUGGCGUUGCUCGAGUUGAAGCUCAGAACCCAAGAGACAUGACUGGGGAAACUGGAACUCUUGGCUACAUGGCCCCUGAGGUGCUUGAUGGGAAGCCUUACAAUCGGAAAUGUGAUGUCUACAGCUUUGGUAUAUGCUUAUGGGAAAUCUAUUGCUGCGACAUGCCUUAUCCUGAUCUUAGUUUCGCUGAUGUUUCGUCUGCAGUUGUUCGACAGAACUUGCGACCGGAUAUCCCUCGAUGUUGUCCGCAUUCAUUGGCAGGCAUAAUGCGAAAAUGCUGGGAUGCAAACCCAGAAAAACGGCCUGACAUGGAGGAGGUGGUGAGGUUGCUAGAAGCAGUAGACACAAGCAAGGGAGGAGGCAUGAUACCUGAAGAUCAAGCUCAUGGAUGUUUCUGCUUCAUUCCAUCUCGAGGCCCAUGAUUUGUUUUAAUUUUCAUUUGGUCUUAAUUCAUAUCAAUAUUUGUAUCAUGUGCACUUCAGAUAAAAAAAAAAAAAAAAAGGGUCAUGAA
Pistacia vera is the source of this 1693-nucleotide messenger RNA. Its product is annotated as serine/threonine-protein kinase STY13-like. Gene Ontology annotation, cellular component: plasma membrane. The record is from RefSeq and is a predicted model, not a curated record. NCBI's taxonomy places the organism in Eukaryota, Viridiplantae, Streptophyta, Magnoliopsida, Sapindales, Anacardiaceae. Gene Ontology annotation, biological process: protein phosphorylation. The coding region runs from base 429 to 1604 and encodes 391 amino acids. Gene Ontology annotation, molecular function: protein kinase activity; ATP binding. The transcript is spliced from 6 exons.